Molecule: messenger RNA, 894 nt
Organism: Drosophila persimilis
Lineage: Eukaryota; Metazoa; Arthropoda; Insecta; Diptera; Drosophilidae
Exons: 2
Coding region: 130-483 (117 amino acids)
Source: RefSeq, a predicted model, not a curated record
GCCCGUGCACACAGCCUCUGAAAAAGCCUGAGAUUUUUUUUGCUCGCCAAUCGCGUCAAGAAUUGCCAGUGAACGCCAUACGAGAGUGGAAUCCAGUCGAGUCCCAGUUGAAAACCAAGAAAUUCCAAAAUGCAUUCGGAAAAAGUUUGUGCCGCCUUCGCGCUCCUCGCCUGCCUCGCCCUCGUCGAAGCGGCCGUCUACAGCCAGCCCGCCAUCUUUCAUCCUGCGCAUCCCGGCAAGUGCUUCGACAAGUUCACCAGGCGAGCGAUGCUGCCCGACAAGGAGUACAAGCCGAAGGGCAUCUGCGCCAGCAUGACGUGCAGCCUCGAGGCGCGGGAGAUCAGUAUCGAGACCUGUCCCUACGUCGAGGCCCCCGGCUGCGAGGAGCUGCCCGCAGACGUCAACUGGAGCUUCCCCAAGUGCUGUCCGCAGUUCAAGUGCGUCGACUUCAAGACCGGCAAGGAGUUUGUCGUCUCGCUGUAGAUGCAGCAUGUAGCAUACAGCAUACAGCAUGCCACCUGCCACCUGCCACCUUCCACCUGCCCCAGUCCCAUCCCCCAUAGUCAGUUGAAACUGAAACGUGAUUUUACAUGAAAUGUAUUCGUAGAUUCGUAGUGCCUCUGUGUGCCUGAUUUUGAGUGAGAGCGAGCCCGAGUGAAUGAUUCAUCUAACUUCUUAAUUUAUUUAUUGUAAUUUGUACAUAACACCCAAUCCAGUCCGCAUAACCCCCUUGUCGGCAUUGUCUUCAUGUUUUCAUGUGUGAACAGAAUUGUAGUUUGUUUUGAUUUAUUCAAAAGUCCCUGUAUGCGAUAUUUGCAAGUAUGACUAACUUUAAACAUAAAUUGUUUAGUUCUUAAGGUUUUAAUUAAAAUAAAAACACGUACAUAUACAUAU